CCAGCUACCAAGCACAGUGUGGUCACAAUACAGUCGUCACUCUCUAACUGAGCCAGUUAAGUGCGCAGCUUUUAACUGUACAACUUCAAUUUCAGCAUGCUUGCGGACGACAUAGGAAUCUUCGGAUCCCAUCGGCGUGUGAACCCAAAUACACGGACCUUAUUAUUUACGUCGCGUCCGUAGCGAAGAAAUCCGUAUUUUAUGGUGGAUUUCAUACGGGGAGUUCAACGCUGUAGUGGCGAGCUCAAGUCGCUACAAAUAAGAGGACACGAGGAUCCUUAAAGGACCAUGGAGGAGGCCCCAGAGGUCCCUGUCUCAGACCCAGUCCCGGACCCGGCCCUAAUCCUGACCCCAACACCCUGUCCUGCCUCCAACAUACCCUCCCAAAGCCUGUUGGAGUGGAGGAAGAGGGUGAAGUCUGAGUACAUGCGCCUCCGUCAGCUGAAACGCUUUAAAAACGCAGAGGAGGUCAAGGCCUUGUUCAUGUCCAACCGGCAGAAGAUAGAGGAACGUACCAACCUUCUGAACGAGGAGUGGUCCAAGCUGAGGAUCCAGUCAGUUCCCCUGUCUACCCCAGGUGGAGCGCUACCCGGCAAAAAGUUGUGCAUGGUGGAGUUUGGCUUCCCAGCGUUUAAAGCUCAGGCGGUUGCCGUGCGGCCCCUGACGACCGUGGCAGGAAUCCCCUUCAUGUACUCCUGGUCCCCUCUGCAGCAGAACUUCAUGGUGGAGGAUGAGACGUUCCUCCAUAACAUCCCCUACAUGGGAGACGAGGUGUUGGAGCAGGACGAGGCCUUCCUGGAGGAGCUUAUCGACAACUAUGACGGUGUCCAUGGAGACAGAGAGGGAGGGUUCAUCAACGACGAGAUCUUUAAAGAGUUGGUGGAGGCCUUGAGCCAGUACUCAGACCAGGAGGAGGAAGAGGAGGAGGCGGCGGAGGAGGAGAAAGGGGGGAAAGAGGAGGAGGAGAAGGGGGUGAGGAAGAGCGCUGGGGAAGGGACUGAAGAGGCCACGGUGGGGCCCACAGCCUUCUUCAGGAGGAAGAGGAGGAGUGUCAUAGAGGUGAGGGAUUCGCCUGCCAAUAAGAAGGUCCCGCAUGAUAAGAUAUUCACUGCCAUCGCCUCGAUGUUUCCCUACAAGGGUACGACAGAGGAGCUGAAGGAAAAGUACAAGGACCUCCUGGAGCCCCCCAGCCCGGUAAAGCUGCCCCCCCUCUGCACCCCUAACAUAGACGGGCCGUUCGCCAAGUCUGUCCAGCGGGAGCAGUCUCUGCACUCCUUCCAUACGCUGUUCUGCAGGCGCUGCUUCAAAUACGACUGCUUCCUCCACCCUUUUCACGCUACUCCCAAUGUUUACAAGAGGAAGAGCAAGGAGAUUCGCAUGGAGACAGAGCCCUGUGGUCUGGACUGCUUUCUGCUACAGAAAGGGGCCAAAGAGUUUGCGGAUCAGGAGAUGCUGCGCUCCCAGAGGUCUCGGCGGCGGCGGCGACAGCCACGCCCUCCCAGCUCCAGCUGCCCUGGCCCGUCAGGCACCACUGAGGAGGCCAAGGAGGUGGAUAGUGACCACGAGACCACCAGCUCCUCAGAGAGCAACUCUCGCUGUCAGACCCCCACCAAGCUGUGUCCGGGGGAGGAGCACGGGGAACAGGUGGAACCUCCUGUCCAGUGGAGUGGGGCUGAGGAGUCUCUGUUCAGAGUGCUGCACGGAACCUACUACAACAACUUCUGCUCCAUCGCUCGCCUCAUCAGCACCAAGACCUGCAAACAGGUGUAUGAGUUUGCUGUGAAAGAGGUCCUGAUCCAUCGUGUUCCGUUGGUGGAGGGUGGCAACUCCCCUCAGAAGAAGAAGAGGAAGCACAGGUUAUGGGCAAAGAUACAGCUCAAGAAAGAUAACUUGUCCAAUCAGGUGUACAACUACCAGCCAUGUGACCACCCAGACCACCCAUGUGACAGCUCCUGUCCCUGUGUGAUGACCCAGAAUUUCUGUGAGAAGUUCUGCCAGUGUGAGCACGAGUGCCAGAACCGUUUCCCGGGCUGCCGCUGUAAGACCCAGUGCAACACCAAGCAAUGUCCCUGCUACCUGGCGGUGAGGGAAUGUGACCCAGAUCUGUGUAUGACCUGUGGAGCCGCGGACCACUGGGACAGCAAGGUCGUCUCCUGCAAGAACUGCAGCAUCCAAAGGGGGCUCAAGAAGCACCUCCUGCUGGCCCCCUCAAACGUGGCAGGGUGGGGCACCUUCAUCAAAGAGUCAGUUCAGAAGAAUGAGUUCAUCUCAGAGUACUGUGGAGAGCUAAUCUCGCAGGAUGAGGCGGACCGACGGGGCAGGAUCUACGACAAAUACAUGUCCAGCUUCCUCUUCAACCUCAACAAUGACUUUGUCGUGGACGCCACAAGGAAAGGGAAUAAAAUCCGAUUUGCGAAUCACUCGGUGAACCCAAACUGCUACGCUAAGGUGGUCAUGGUGAAUGGAGACCACCGCAUCGGGAUCUUUGCCAAACGGGCUAUCCUACAGGGGGAGGAGCUCUUCUUCGACUAUAGGUAGAGCCUUGUGGCCAUGGGAACACUGGAGCCUUUGAUACAAUACGGUACAGCCAGGAUGAUGCCCUGAAGUAUGUGGGCAUAGAGAGAGAGGUCGACGUGGCCUAGCAUUAACUUGCUGCAUUUCAACCACCCGCACUGACCCCUUGCUGACUGACACCCCCCCCCUUUCCAUCACCUGGUAACUCUUCUUCUCCUCCCCACAAUGCCACAACAAACAGAAGCUCUAUUGGCCUCUGUGAAACAUUCACCGUAAUGGAGGAGAAUUAAAAUAGCUGAUCUAUGUUACUGACUAUUGGCCUCUGUGAAACAUUCACCGUAAUGGAGGAGAAUUAAAAUAGCUGAUCUAUGUUACUGACUAUUGGCCUCUGUGAAACAUUCACAUUAAUGGAGGAGAAUUAAAAUAGCUGAUCUAUGUUACUGACUAUUGGCCUCUGUGAAACAUUCACCGUAAUGGAGGAGAAUUAAAAUAGCUGAUCUAUGUUACUGACAAUUGGGGCAUUGACAACAGUGCUGUGACUAAAUGGUUUUCUUCUCCCUUGGUGACAAUUUCAGUGAAAUCACUUCCUCUCUGCAGGAAGCACUUCCCCACUGCUUUAUCACUCACCUAUCGAAACUGUGUACAUGAAGCUUCUGGAACGAAACAAGCAAUUAGAAUGGUAACAAAACUACAGUAUAUAUUCAAUGUAUCGCUUAUACUGUACCAUCAGCCUCAUGGCAUUGUUGUUAUUUUCAACAUGAACACAUGCUGUGUGUUAUUCUCUCUGUAUUUGUUAUUCUCUCUGUUACUGUACUCACAUCUAUUAACUAUUGCAACGCUAACUUUUUAGCCUACAGUGUAUCUAUUAACAGUGCAAGACAAGCGCACGUGUUGUCUUUUGGUUUAAAAUGAACUGUAAGCACAUUAGCAAGAUAAUUAGCUCUUAUUUUCAAAUGCAGGUCUAUGGAGGAACUCAAUAUCCUGUCAUGUUACUCAGAAAAAGCCUCUUCCUGGUAGCUUUUGGAGGCAAUGCUAAACUCAUGAUAAUGCUUAAGCUCUGUAUCUGACCGGUCUCUGUGGCUAUAGCAUCAACACCACCCCCUUCAUACAUAAUGAAAUAACUUACUGUGCAUUUAUACCAAUGUUCUUCAAAAAAAUAUGCCGUGCCGUACGAGAAACCGACUAACUGAAUGUGAACUCUGAAGUGGUGGUUGAUGGGAGAUCUCAUUCCUCCUUUAGUUUGACAACUCUAGUGACCCGUGCCAUUGGUACUCAGUGAUAUGUAUACUUUAUGAAGCAUUUGCCAUUCAGUUUACAAUGAGCGUCAGCUCUUCUAACUCUAAAGAGACUAUAUCCGUGUGUAAGAACCAUGCACAGCAUAGUCUUCCCUGAACUAGCUGUGAGUGCCAAAUGAAUCUAAACUGAAAGAGAAGGGUUGUCAUUAUGGUGUUUGUAUUGUAUAUAAUGGACAGGACUGUGUUACAGGUAACCAUUUUACAGUUCUACUCGUCACGGGAAAAUGAAAUGGAAAAAAAUCUUCUUUUUUUUUACUAUUUCAAGUGCCCCACCUGGAUGUUGUGUACGUACAACCAUCCAUCUGAUCAUGUUGUCACACUAUAUAAAAGUGAAUUGUGGAACUGACAUCCAGGUCUGAUAUUCACCCAGGAUUUUAUCCUUCAAUCCAAAAACAUUGACACCCACGACAAGAUGAGAUCUUUCUGCACGGAGGUGACUGAAACGAUAUGGAAUUUAUCGUUAUGUACAACUUAUGCCUAUGAAAAUAAAACUUUAACUUUAUACAUUA
This is a messenger RNA of Oncorhynchus keta (chum salmon), 4318 nucleotides long. RefSeq names its product histone-lysine N-methyltransferase EZH1-like. NCBI's taxonomy places the organism in Eukaryota, Metazoa, Chordata, Actinopteri, Salmoniformes, Salmonidae. Gene Ontology annotation, molecular function: protein binding; histone H3K27 methyltransferase activity. The coding region runs from base 289 to 2538 and encodes 749 amino acids. The record is from RefSeq and is a predicted model, not a curated record. Gene Ontology annotation, biological process: chromatin remodeling. The transcript is spliced from 20 exons.